Messenger RNA from Corvus hawaiiensis (hawaiian crow), 1258 nucleotides. It is a transcript of the gene CARTPT, whose product is annotated as CART prepropeptide. The transcript is spliced from 3 exons. The coding region runs from base 1 to 336 and encodes 111 amino acids. Gene Ontology annotation, molecular function: neuropeptide hormone activity. Lineage: Eukaryota; Metazoa; Chordata; Aves; Passeriformes; Corvidae. The record is from RefSeq and is a predicted model, not a curated record. Gene Ontology annotation, biological process: adult feeding behavior; G protein-coupled receptor signaling pathway; positive regulation of MAPK cascade.
AUGGAGAGCUGCCGGGCGCUGGCGCUGUGCGCCGUGGCGGCCGCGCUGCUGCUGAGCGCCCGCGGGCACGGAGCGACCCCGCCGCGCCGCGCCCGCGACCUGGGACCCCCCGGCGGCGGCGGUGCCUCCCGGGAGAAGGAACUGAUCGAGGCUCUGCAGGAGGUGCUGGAGAAGCUCAAGAGCAAGAGGGGACCGCACUACGAGAAGAAGUUUGGGCAGGUUCCCAUGUGCGACGCCGGGGAGCAGUGCGCCGUAAGGAAGGGGGCUCGCAUCGGGAAGCUCUGCGACUGCCCCCGGGGGACUUCGUGCAAUUCCUUCCUCCUCAAGUGCCUGUAAGCAGGGGCGCCCCACAAGCCGCCGGGAGCGCAGGCACCGACGUCUGGCCGCCCCGACGUGCUGGCGACUUCCCGCAGCUCCUCCACCCAAGAAACGCAGCGAGAAGCCCCCGCGUCGCCCGUGUAACGCCGUCCGUGACAUCCGACAUCCGUGGAGCUGUUUUCUUUCUCUCCCCCGCCUCACCCCGUCCUCUCCCUCCCCUCCUCCCUCGCUUGUUUUUGUCCGUCCAGGAAAAUCCCGGGCCGUGCCUUGGGAGUAGUGGUGUCGGUCCCGGGAUCUGCAGUGCCGUCCCGGUGCAGACCCGAGUAGUGCCAAGCCGUGCCGGGAAGCGGUGCUGACCCCGUGCAGUGUCCCGGGCUCUCCGGCUCCUUCCUCGGGCGGGAAACAUCCACCCACUGCCAGCCGGAGGAGCCGGGGGCAGGGAUUUCCCUGGGGUGGUUGGGGGUAGAGGGGAGGGGCGGGAUGCGAGUGUGUCCAAAGCAUCCUGACCCCCUCUCUCUUGCCUCUCCUCUGAGAGGACCCAGUUCGGCACACCCCAGAAGAAGCGGCCCACAGCCCUCAGUGGGGUUCACCUACACCGCUGGCCUCAGGCCAAAUCCAGCUGUGCUCACCCUGUGCUGUAGAAAGUCCUGCAUGAGACACUGGUGGUGGGCAGGGGUCUGGUACCAGCCUGGCUGGGGGGGGCUGGGGGGAAAUCGAUUGCUUUACCAGGGCCACCACGGAGAGAAAGCUGUCUGGAUUCGUUGCAAACUACCUGGGGAUAUCCUAGUCAUCUAGACCAAAUGGCUCACGUUUCUACAAUGAACUAAUGUAUAUAAAUACGUCUGUCCUCCACAGGUACACUGUGUGUUUCAGCAAACCCAUAACCUGUUUUAAUCCUUUGUUUGUCUCUAUUAAUAAAGUCAGUGUUCUGAUGAUGGUA